AUGCCUAUCGACUUCAGUCUCGGUCCGACUGAGGUGCAGAUCCGCAAGGGCGCCGCUGCUUUCGCCAAAAAUGUGCUCAAGCCGGCGCGUGCCGAGUAUGCCGUGCAUGUGGAACAGCACAAACGAUUCCAGGCAACUCAGUCCGUUUACACGACGGCGGUUGAGGCCGGAAUGAUCAAGGGGCAGCUUGCAACUGCUCUCGACGCGGUCGAGCCGAGCGCUUCUCUCACCAUAUUUGCAACGGGGCUGGGUCUAACUCCCCUGAAUCUCGUACAGAAGCCGGAGCAUCGCGAACUUCUCGCGCCGUUCCUCAGCGGCCAAGGAUCGCCGCUCGCCUCACUCGUGUUCAGCGAGCCUGGCGGGGUGGCAAACUACCUGGAAAAAGGCGCGCCGGGACUCAAUACCACGGCUUUCCGCGAAGGCGAUGAGUGGGUUAUUAACGGAGAGAAGAUCUGGGCGACGAACAGCGCGGGCUGGGACUUCAAGGGCGCGGAUCUAGCCUGCGUGGUCUGCCGCGACGUGUCCACGAGACCCGGGCCAGACGUCGCUCCAGAAGACAGCGUCAUGAUCAUCUUGGUCACACGCGCCGACCUCGACAACAGCGGCGAGGGAAGCUUCGAGGUUCUGCGCCACAUUUCGACGCCGGGCCACACGUCUGUUUCCGGGCCUCACAUCCGGUACACCAACGUCCGCGUCCCAGCGAAGAAUGUGCUCUGCGGGCCGGGAGAAGGGGCCGCGAUAGCCUCGGCUUCGUUCGAUUGCAGCGCCGUGCUUGUCGGUGCCAUGGCCGUGGGACUGAUGCGCGCCGCUUUCGACGCCGCCCUCACCUUCGCCAAGGAUGAUAGCCGGGGAGGCAAAGUGCCUCUGUUGGAACGGCAGGCUGUUGCUGACCUGCUGUCCGGUAUCAAGAUGCAGACGGAGGCGUGUCGGGCUUUGACGUGGAAAGCUGCCCAUGCCAUGGGUAACGACCAGGGCGAUUACGACGCCCGCCGCGAGCUGGCGUUGGCGGCCAAGGUUUACUGCAGUGAUGCUGCCGUGAAGGCGGUCACGGAUGCCAUCAAUGCUGUCGGAGUAACCGCCUAUGACACAGAGAAGCCCUUUGCAGAGCUCCUCAACAACGCAAUGGUCCUGCCGAUUUUCGACGGGGGCAACGUGGGUAUUCAACGGCGGCAUAUGCAGCAAUUGAUGCUCUCCCCGAGCUAUGACGCGUGGUCAUCGACGUAUGGCUCAUCCAGAGACGAUAGCUGA
Colletotrichum destructivum is the source of this 1248-nucleotide messenger RNA. RefSeq names its product Putative acyl-CoA dehydrogenase/oxidase, acyl-CoA oxidase/dehydrogenase, middle domain superfamily. Gene Ontology annotation, molecular function: flavin adenine dinucleotide binding. Bases 1 to 1248 code for a protein of 415 amino acids. Gene Ontology annotation, biological process: fatty acid beta-oxidation using acyl-CoA dehydrogenase; butyrate catabolic process. The record is from RefSeq and is a predicted model, not a curated record. Lineage: Eukaryota; Fungi; Ascomycota; Sordariomycetes; Glomerellales; Glomerellaceae. The transcript is spliced from 3 exons.